AUGACUACACCGUUCUCCUAUCUAGGCGCCAUGUCUCCUCCACCGUGUUCAGACCCCCCCCUCCAGUUGACCGUCGCGCCCGCUGAGACUACGUUCUCCUUCGCCCAUCCUGUCACUGCAACAACGGUGCCGCUGGAUACCACCACUGUAACUACUACCACCGCUCCAACUACAGCCACCACUGCUGCCCCCGCUGCCACCGCUGCAGUCACUACCACCAUUGCCACCACCCUCCCUCCCAAACCAGAAGAGAAAAAGCCUGUCAAGAAGAGAAAGUCGUGGGGUCAGGAACUACCCAUCCCCAAGACGAAUCUUCCUCCAAGAAAACGAGCCAAGACCGAAGAUGAGAAGGAACAACGCCGUAUAGAACGCGUUCUCAGGAACCGGGCUGCGGCUCAGACUUCCCGAGAGCGGAAGAGACUCGAGGUCGAGAAACUCGAAGGCGAGAAGCUGGAGAUGGAACACCAGAAUGGAAUCCUCCUCCAACGCCUGGCCCAAAUGGAAGCUGAAAACAAACGUCUGAGCCAACAAGUCGCCCAGCUAUCCGCCGAAAUCCGCUCCUCGUCGAGGGGCUCUUCCUCCAGAGGCUCCUCCCCACAAUCCAUCGUCUCCGGACUCACCUCUCCAAACCUCCUCCCGGCCAUGUUCAAACAAGAACGGGACGAAAUGGUCUCCCUGGACAACAUUCCAUUCCUCACCCCACCCAUCUCCGCCUACUCUCCCAGCGUGAAGAGCUGCGAUCUCACCGAUUCCUCCGACCUGACACAACAUCCUGCAGCGAUGUUGUGUGACCUGCAGUGUCAGUCGGAGGCGUCGCUACCAUCGACCGCUCCUCAACUGCUGUGGCGCCCUCCCCAAGCCUCUCCAAGUCCCUCUUCAACCCCCGCUCCAAUCCCGCUGUCCCUGCCCCUCCCACCUCUCACCCAGCAGCUGCAACAGCAGCUCCUCUUGAAACUAGCCAUCCUCUCAAUCAUUCAACACCUCUUUCAGACGAUGACUUCCACCGCCUAUUCUACCCUUCUAAUCCCUUUGACCCGGAUCUUUCACUCAUUGAAACAGGGGUCCCCUUUGACCUUUUCCCCACUGGAGAUCCAGCAGCACUUGCCUUUGAUUCUCUGGUUGAUUUCGACCCCGACCCAGUUAACCUCGACGGCACCAACAACAACAACAACAACAACAACAACAACAACAACAACAACAACAACAACAACAACACCGCCUCCACCUGCCCCUCCCCAACGAGCCUCGGACCUUCCGACAUCGAGCCGCCCAGUCUUUCGAAUCCGCCUUUUCACCCGCCUUCUAGCGUGCAGCCCAGCUUUGGCGCGUCCACUUCGCGAUGCGACGAGCAAGGCAUUGCAGCUUGUGGCUAGUGGUGCAGCGCUGGAUUUGGAUAGCCCGUUGGCGUCUCCGGUGUCCGGCAGCGUUCUGAUGGGUCGUGGUGAUGGCAGCGGUGGCCAAUUUGUUGGUAGUAGUAAUAGCAGUCGUUGUCGUCGUCGAGUAGUAGGCAAUGGGCUGUUGGCAAUGAUCCGGGCGAUUGACUGUAUCGAGCGGGCCAAGGCGAGGAAGCGAACGUGGAAGUUGACAACGAAAGGGCAGUGGUUGGCUGCGGGGUUAGGGAAGGCUGUGGCGGCGGUGUCUGUGCGGAGGCGGAGGGCCCUCCAGAGCCGGACGCGGUUAUCUGGUGGUGGUGGUGGUGGUGGCCGUGCGUAGACUCCGAGUUUCAGGUGCCGGGCGGCAUUGGAAAAAGUUAUUUGUGGCGAUUUACAAAGUUCCUGGGUCUGGUUUCUGGGUCUGGUCUGAUUUGUAUUCCAAGAUCUCUCUUUAAGUAGAGGAGGGUUUGAAAAGACGUGAUGAAUAUCUAUUAUUAUGAUUUUCGUUUGUUUUUUUUGUUGGUUUUUCUGUCUUGCCAAGCGGAUUCAGUUUACCUUUUGGAAUUUUUAUCUUUUCUUUUUUUUGAUUUUUGAAUUAGCAAAUUCAGGGUUUGAUCCAAUCAUCCCUCCU
Messenger RNA from Histoplasma capsulatum G186AR, 2004 nucleotides. RefSeq names its product bZIP transcription factor HacA. Gene Ontology annotation, molecular function: DNA-binding transcription factor activity, RNA polymerase II-specific. Lineage: Eukaryota; Fungi; Ascomycota; Eurotiomycetes; Onygenales; Ajellomycetaceae. The record is from RefSeq and is a predicted model, not a curated record. The transcript has 2 exons. Gene Ontology annotation, biological process: positive regulation of transcription by RNA polymerase II. The coding region runs from base 1 to 1713 and encodes 570 amino acids.